AUGGACCAUCAACAUCACCCCCAAGAGACGACGACGUCCAUAGCGUCGUCAUCUUCAUCCUCUGAUAAAAAAGUGGAUUUAUCACCACCUGCUUCUACUCCUUCUGCUGUUGCUGUUACUGAUGUCCAGCACGAUGAGAAACACAUGCAGCAAAGCUACAUGUUUGAUAAAAUGGGAGCUGAAGAAGCAACAGAUUAUGAGCCUGCUGAGGUGCAGGAUGGAAUCGAGUCUGGAUCAACAAAGCCAAAGCCAUCUAUUUAUGCUAGAUACCGCAAAUUCUUUCAUUUAGCCAUGUGGCUUGUCUUUACAGGCUUUCUCAGCGCAGCUUUUGCCUUACAAGUGCCCAAAGGAUACAGCCAAGAGAAUUUGGUGUUGGGUCUGAUCUAUGCCUAUUUCACACUGUAUUUGUUCUUUUGCUGGGUUCCUCCAACCAUCGUUACCAAACCAUGGAUGUUCUGUCAACGCAAAGUCGCUUCCUUCAUCUAUAGCAACAUGAGCAAAAGAACCAGAACAAUUGCUUAUGGUGCUUUAGUCAUGGCUGUCAUUAUAGCUACUGUGUUUUCAUUCCCUGAAAAAGAGGAAUCGCCUCGUGUGCGUCGUUUGAUUUCACUCUUUGGUAUGAUUGUAUUUAUUGUCGGCACUUGGUUGGCAUCCAAGCAUCGUAGACAUGUCCCUUGGAACACUGUAUCCACUGCACUGUUGAUUCAAUUUUUGCUGGCUCUCUUUGUGUUUAGAUCCGGCGCAGGUCAUGAUAUUUUCAGCUGGCUCGCUUCAUUUGCUCAAACUUACUUGAGCAAGGCCAACUAUGGUGCUGCCUUUGUAUUUGGUGAAGAUGUUGCUGCGUCACAUGUGUUUGCCGUCAGUGUUUUCCCUGCCAUCAUCUUCUUUGCUGCUACUGUGCAAAUGCUGUAUUAUGUUGGCACCAUUCCAUGGCUUCUGAAGAAGCUGUCUGUUGUGUGUAUGGCUGUUUUGGACGUCUCUGGUGCUGAAUCCAUUGUUGCUAUUGCAUCUCCUUUCCUUGGUCAAAGUGAAAAUGCCUUGUUGAUUGAACCCUUGAUGCCUCAUUUGACCAAGUCUGAAUUCCAUCAAGUCAUGACCUGUGGUUUUGCCACCAUCUCAGGAUCUACAUUAUAUGGCUAUAUGGCCAUGGGUGUCUCUGGUCAAGCCUUGCUGACAUCGUGUGUCAUGUCAAUUCCUUGCUCCAUUGCCAUCAGUAAGAUUUACUACCCGGAAACUGAGAAAUCUGUGGUUGCCAAAGUGAAUGAAAUCCACACGGAUAAUGAGACGACUAAUAUUGUGCACGCUGCUGGUAAGGGUGCUAGUGUUGGUAUCAAUAUUGUCUUUUUGAUCAUGGCCAAUUUGAUUGCCAUCUUGGCUCUCUUGUAUGCCGUUAAUGCGUUCUUGACCUGGCUCGGUAACUUCAUUACCAUUCAAGAGUUGACAUUGCAAUUGAUUACUGGUUAUAUCUUUGUACCUAUUGCAUGGCUCAUUGGUGCUGAUGACAAAGAUCUAGUAUCAGUUGGUAGAUUGAUGGCCACCAAGAUUUGGGCUAAUGAGUUUGUUGCCUACCAAGCUUUGACAACCACCUACAAGGGAACUUUGUCUGCCAGAUCUGAAUUAGUGGCUACAUAUGCUUUGUGUGGUUUUGCGAAUUUGGGCUCUGUUGGUAUGCAAGUGGGUGUUUUGGGUGCAAUGGCACCGACAAGAGCUGGUGAAAUUUCUGCCUUAGCCAUCUCUGCAUUAAUUUGCGGCUCUAUGAGUACAUGGUUGUCCGCCUCUAUUGCUGGCAUGCUGGUCUAA
Messenger RNA from Mucor velutinosus, 1800 nucleotides. Its product is annotated as ER-derived vesicles protein erv29. The transcript is spliced from 4 exons. Bases 1 to 1800 code for a protein of 599 amino acids. NCBI's taxonomy places the organism in Eukaryota, Fungi, Mucoromycota, Mucoromycetes, Mucorales, Mucoraceae. Gene Ontology annotation, biological process: nucleoside transmembrane transport. Gene Ontology annotation, cellular component: plasma membrane. The record is from RefSeq and is a predicted model, not a curated record. Gene Ontology annotation, molecular function: symporter activity; nucleoside transmembrane transporter activity.